Messenger RNA from Nematocida homosporus, 1383 nucleotides. RefSeq lists its product as uncharacterized. The record is from RefSeq and is a predicted model, not a curated record. The transcript has a single exon. Lineage: Eukaryota; Fungi; Microsporidia. Bases 1 to 1383 code for a protein of 460 amino acids.
AUGAACCAACCACAAACUGCCCAUCUAGAAACUGACCGGCCUGCAAGGACUUCGUCCAGUUCUUCUGAGUAUUCGAUCAUCAACGAGACCACUCAGCCGGCCCAGCGAACUAAUCCAUCGCCUCCUCCGGCCUAUUCAGAAAGAAAUAGUCCAGGCGCCCCCAAUACUCCGCCCCCACAAUACAUUGAUGAAAACACGCCUCCACAACCAGGAAGUAGUUCCCUAGUCAGCCAGCCUACUUCAACUGCAGCUAACCCGGUAACUACCACCGCUGCUGCCAACCGAAUUGCCACUGUCAAUACGGCCCCAAACUCUGCCAAUAUAACCACAAGCAGGUCCUUAGGAGCAAGCUAUCCCAGUCUCAUCCCAGAGCCAACCAAUGAUGAGCUUAUGCAAGUACUGGCUAACCAAGUUAGCAACUGGGGCCUACCCCCUACCUAUGCCGAAUCAGUUGGUACAGCCACCGGCACAGUCAGAUCCGAAAGGGAUAGUAACAUCAUCCCCGUGCACAACCGACCCAAUCGAUCGUUAUACCCAGCCCUGCAAGCAGCCGAUUUUGUGCUACCAGCCCCGCCCAGCUACGAACAGUGCUUACGAAACCCAACCAUACAAGUUCCUCAUUCUGGCGUCCUUCCGACCACUCACCCCUCCGGCCCCAAUCGCCCUCACCACUCCAAUCACCAUCAUCACCAUAAUCACCCUAAACGCCAUAUUCUUAACAACAAAUCAUGCACCUUCUUUAAAGGAUACUUUCGAACAAUAGCUUACUAUACUCCCCUCUAUCUUGGUGGUAUGUUUCUCAUGAAAGGCAUCUUUUGUCAUAUUUAUUCAGUUGUUACAGCCAAUCCUUCCAACGCCUUCCCUAAUGGUAUCAACCAAUCCCCAGUCCUGCUACUACUUGUAUGCUGCGUUGGUGCCGUUCUUCUGUGCGCCCUGCUUAGUUACUGGGUCCUCCAGUUCCUAGUGGGUAAGUUCCAGUACGCCAACCAUAUUUCCAUUCUUAAACACAAAACACACUUCCCGGCCCGAACACGUGCUAUUAUUCUUGCCACUAAUAUCUUUAUUCUUGUGACUGUCUAUCGAUGCCUUGGCACUUCCAAAGCCACCAUCUUUACCUACCUCCUUCAGAAUGAUGUUUUUGCCUACAUCCUACUCGUCAUCUACGGAUUGCUUAUUCUCUCCUCCCUCUUCAAUAUUGGCGUGAACUCUUUCACCAAGACAACCCGUGAUAGUUCCCGAGUUGCACUCGACUCCAUUCCCAACUACUCGUUUUUGUCGUCACUCGCUUAUCUCCUCAUAGCCGUGAUUUGUGUUAUUCUCUUCUAUGACCUUCUCCUCGGUGUCGUAGGCGCCCAAAACAUCAGUGUAUUUACCAAAUACUAG